AUGUGCUCGCUUAGCGCGGCCUGCCCUGGCUGCGGCAAGCGCCCAAUGAAGUGCCUUUGGUGCGUGCUGCUUCAGGCGGCCGCGCUGAACUUUGACCGCGAUGUUCAGGUGUUCACAGCCAACAAAUGCGCGGACAUCGUUGACAAGGCGAACUCCUCUGGCCACGUGACAGAGGAGUCGAGCAUCUCGGUGUGUCGGAAGCACUCCCAAAGCAAAGAGACCUGUGGCCUUCUGGGGGAAAUGUUGGCGCUGGCUCAGAUGCGUGCAGACUUCAACAAGUCAAGCUUCUGCGAGAUGAUGAGCUCGGCUCACUCGUGCUCUUCUGCCAUGGAGGACUUUCUGUCCUCGGAUGCAGUAGCCGACCUGGCUUUUGGCCACUGCCAGCGUUUGAAGCAGAAGUCCCCGGACUACUGUCAGCGCUUCAAAGGCGUGUUGACCGCUGUGAAGGCAGAGACCGUGGACACCCUGCGCGAGUGCUAUAUGCUGGAGUUGCAGAUGCAGCCCAGCACAGCGGCGCCAACCUCCGAGGCGCCGGACGCGGAGGCCCCGACACUCGGCUCUCCGGAGGCGCUCCAGGUAUCGCAAGAGGCUCGUCCCGGCGCGGCUUUCGCAUGUUCGAGUGGUUGUUGUCAGGCGGCCAAAGGCGGAGGCCACGCGCGGAACGGCGCAAGUGAGUGA
Molecule: messenger RNA, 678 nt
Organism: Effrenium voratum
Lineage: Eukaryota; Dinophyceae; Suessiales; Symbiodiniaceae
Source: the annotation of a GenBank genome assembly